Messenger RNA from Lingula anatina, 3207 nucleotides. Its product is annotated as GPI-anchor transamidase component PIGT. Lineage: Eukaryota; Metazoa; Brachiopoda; Lingulata; Lingulida; Lingulidae. Gene Ontology annotation, cellular component: GPI-anchor transamidase complex. Gene Ontology annotation, biological process: attachment of GPI anchor to protein. The record is from RefSeq and is a predicted model, not a curated record.
AUAAACCAUUCACAAGAAUUGAUUCAUAAACUUAUCCACUGUCAGCGGGAAUAAAGUAACUUAAUCUUUGCACAAACAUGGCGGCGCCCAUGAUUAUGAGGCUUUUUUUCGCCGGCUCUUUUUUAAGCUUAAUAUCUGGAGUUCAUGUUGCCGAUGUUUUUAACGAGGAGCUCCUUAUUAAACCCUUAGACUCAGGUCAUGUAUACGCCCAUUUUCAAUUCACAACAAAGUGGGACAUAGAUAUUCAGACACAGCAAAAUUUUACACACUAUGGUCUCUUUCCCAAGUCAUUAGGAGAGGUUCUGGCCAAGUAUUCUGUGCAUGAGUUACACCUUAGUCUUACCCAGGGGCUUUGGAGGCAUAGAAUAUGGGGUUAUCCAGUUGUCAGUGCUCCCCCUGGGGCUGAGCUUUGGGCUUGGUUUAAGAGGGACACUACCAAUAUAGACAAAAAAUGGUCAGAUCUGGUCAAUGCUCUCUCUGGCCUGUUUUGUGCCUCUUUAAACUUCAUGGACAAGACAGCCACAGUCAGUCCUAAGUUGUCCUUCCGGCCACUUGGGGCCGCUGACCAAUGGAUAGCCACCAACUCUACUUAUCUGAGGUACGCUGCGAUGCCCGGGGAGAUGGUCUGCACAGAGAACCUGACACCAUGGAAGAAAUUGCUGCCUUGUGAUACCAAAGCUGGCCUCUCUACAUUCUUCAAGUCUGGAAAGCUGUAUGACACAUCCUAUCAUUCACUGGGAGUUUAUUACAAAUCUGUAUGUACAGAUGCAGAGUGUGAUACCACAGGGGUAGAGCUGGUCCAGAGUUUAGCUGUUGUCUAUGAACCACCAGUACGACAGGGUGGCAAGCAAGACUGGUCAUUCAAGUCGCUGUUUGGUCGUUUCUUAACUAAUUCCUGUCCUGUUGCAGAAGCAAGCCACAUUUUAGUGGAUAUAACUGGCAAUAAGACUCUCGCUUACCACUUUCAUCUCAGUCCUCCACCUGACAGGGUGGAGACUGCCACCAGAGGUGGAGACAAAAGAAAAUUCGCCAUUUAUGAUGCCAAGAAAAGACCUCCCAGUGGACUAAAUCUGGCAGCAAAGUACAACAGGAAUGUUAUAUACAAACAACCACAACCACCGCAACUUCAUGCUCACAGAUUUAUUACAGGUUUUGGCCAAGAAAAUGGUGGCAUUGUAACUAUGUUGUUCAACACUGACCCUAAGGAGAAUCUCACUGUCAUCUACAUGGAGAUGGUCCCAUGGUUCAUUAAAAUGUAUUUCCACACACUCAAAGUGGAGAUAGAUGGAAUGCAGGAAAACCCAUUGCAUAUCCAUUAUGUCCAAGCCAAGGACCGACAGCAACCAUGUCUAAUGGAAGUUAUUCUAAAGCUUCCUGCUAACACCACCACUAAGGUCAGCAUAGACUUUGACAGGACAUUUCUAAAGUGGACAGAGUACCCACCUGAUGCUAACCAUGGCUUUUAUGUGACCUCUGCAGUGGUCAGUACUGUCCUAAGCCAUGCUGGUCAGUACACUGCCCUCCCACAGCACAGUGAUAAGCUGAUAUCACUCCUCAGCUUGAAUGAUGACAUUUCAUCAGAGUUUUUAUUACGGAUUCACACAGAGACUUUAUUAGUUUCCCUGCCAACACCCGACUUCAGCAUGCCAUACAAUGUGAUCUGCUUGGCAUGUACUGUUGUGGCCAUAGGUUUUGGUUCAGUGCAUAAUUUAACUACGCGUCAGUUUAUAGAGGUGGAUCCAACCAAGAACAAGGGGUUUCUGUCAAAUAUUAAGGACAAGCUCAAGAGGAAAAAGAAAGAAACAGAUGCCAAAGUACACAAAGAAGAAAAAUCAGACAGCAUAGAAGAGAAAAAGAGCUGAUGGGAUAAUUUUUAUUUUAAUGGUUGCUAAAAAUGGUAAUGGUACCAGGUAGAAGCAGCAAAAUUGUACAACAUUGUAAGGGAUAAAAGAAUAUGAAGCAUCUAUGAUUUUUCAAGCUAAAACUUUGGACAAAAUCAUAAGCCUGAAGACUGUAACAGUAUGUAAGAUUGUAUUUAUCAGUUCCUAGACACUGGUGGACUUUUGGUGAUCGUGAUAACUGUUGUUGGUCUUUUUCUCUUCCACCUUGGUUUUAGGAGGCAAUAACAAAUGUGGGGGUGUUUUAACAUUGUCUUAAAUGUUUUUUUAAUAGUGGCAAAAAGUAAUUUUUUUGGAUAAUAAUUUUUCAUCCCCCCCCCCUCUGACAUAUGAUGAAAAUAAAUAUUGUUUGGGAAACAGGUAGUUAAAAACACCUGCCUUCCAUGUGUUUAUGUGUUUCAGCAUAUAAUAUCAUAAGUAGCAAGUAAUGCUGGGAAGUUUGUCACAUUUGUUUACAUUUUGGAGUUCACAGUGUAAACAGAACACUAAGUAUGAACAAAGUAUGGUAAAAACUGAAAUAAAAAGAAAUAUAAAGAAAUACAGUCUCUUACAAAGUAAAACAGAACAAAUAUGACAAGAAUAAUAAAUUAAUUAUAUAAAUGGGAAAGUGUUGUGCUGCAUGUACUGCUAGAUUUGACUAAAUAUAAUGAAAAUAUGUUCUUAAAAUGUUAAAAUUCACAAAAAUACAUACACAGAAAUGUGGCACUUCCUACUUGUACUGGCCCACAGACUUUGCCAUCAGCAAAAUCAACUUGGCAAUUUUGUUAGUUGAUGAUAUAAAAAUGAUAAUUGGUAAUUUUGUAUUGUGCAGAGCAUCAAGUUCCUAAUUUUUUCUUACUUUUUAGAGAAAAUUCCUAUUUUAAAUACCAAAAAUAUUGACUAACUGAGCUUGGACCCUACAUACCUUUUUGAAGUACAAUGAAGGAAGGUGCAAAGGUUACUCAAAAUUCUGUGGACUUAGAUGUUUAGAUGCCAGUUUGCAACAUGUAUGGAACACACUGGAGUUUGUUAACUUAACAGCAGACUUAGAUCUACUACACAUCAUAUUCUUGAUCUAUGGGUUGCCAUAUGAAAGUUCAUUAUAAUUGUGUUAUCCUGCUUGUCCAUGCGUCCGUGUCUCAGUGCAUUAAUAAUUUCUGCUAUCUUCUCCAAUACCAUUAGAGUUAGAAAGUUGAAACUUUGGAGAAUGAUAGACCUAUCAUCAGGGAUGUGUGUGGGGACUUCAGCGUUAAUUGUAGUGCAACAGGAGGUUGGUCUUUACUGGGGGUGGUUGAUUCUUCAUUCUUCUGACAUUGUAAAAACUAAAAUA